Molecule: messenger RNA, 1110 nt
Organism: Ruditapes philippinarum (Manila clam)
Lineage: Eukaryota; Metazoa; Mollusca; Bivalvia; Venerida; Veneridae
Exons: 1
Coding region: 1-1110 (369 amino acids)
Source: RefSeq, a predicted model, not a curated record
AUGGCUGAUACUAUACCUACAAGUGAAGAAUAUUCUAGUGUAGAUUUACUCAUAGGAAAUGAUUAUUAUUUGGAUAUCAUACUCUUACAGAAGAUGGAAGUACAGCCAGGAUUGUAUCUUCUUGCCUCAAAACUUGGCUGGAUUCUAACGGGUCGUACAAACGAUGAUAACGAUGCAAACAGUACAAGUGAAUCAAACAUGCUUGUAUUAACUUACGGUACAGAAAUAAGAAAAACAAGUGUUUUUACAAGUGUUGACUCCACUGUCCCAACAAAACCAGAUUUAGAUGACUUCUGGAAUCUUGAAACUAUUGGAAUCACAGAUAACGCAAAGGAGUAUAAUGAUGAAUUAGCUAAACAAAACUUUAACGAAACCUUGACAUAUCAAAAUAAAAUGUACCAAGUAACAUGGCCUUGGAAAGAAAAAAGCCCAGAUCUACCACAAAAUCGAGGACUAGCGAUGUCAAGACUGAAAUCAAAUGUGGCAAGACUGAAAAACAAGCCUGAUGUGCUGAACAAAUAUAAUGAAGUAAUCCAAGAUCAGUUGAAUAAGGGCGUGAUUGAAAAGGUCGAUAAGAACGUUCAAGACGGACCCAUGCAUUACAUUCCACACCACGCAGUUGUUACACCACAGAAAUCAACAACAAAAUUACGUAUAGUAUAUGACGCAUCUGCUAAAACGAAACUUGGAAAUAAAAGCCUCAAUGAAUGUCUUUAUCGUGGCCCUGUGAUGCUUCAUGAUCUUGUUGGAUUACUGAUGCGAUUCAGAUUACACCAAGUUGCAGUGGUAGCAGAUAUCGAAAAGGCAUUCCUUCAAAUCGGAUUGCAGCCAAGCGAACGAGACGUUACAAGGUUUCUUUGGAUAAAGGAUUUUAACAAAGCUUACACAGGAGAGGGAAAUAUUCAGGAGUAUCGUUUUUGUCGAGUUCCAUUCGGCAUUAUCUCAAGUCCUUUUUUGUUGGGUGCAACUAUUGAGUACCAUCUAGACUCUUACCAUAACAGCAUUGCCGACAAAGUUAAAGAUGACAUAUACGUAGAUAAUGUCAUUACGGGUACCGACAGUUACGAAGAAGCAUUUGAACUGUAUAGAGAAAGCAAAAGGAUGUUUUAA